Molecule: messenger RNA, 810 nt
Organism: Phaeoacremonium minimum UCRPA7
Lineage: Eukaryota; Fungi; Ascomycota; Sordariomycetes; Togniniales; Togniniaceae
Product: putative mfs sugar protein
Exons: 4
Coding region: 1-810 (269 amino acids)
Biological process (GO): carbohydrate transport; transmembrane transport
Cellular component (GO): membrane
Molecular function (GO): carbohydrate:proton symporter activity
Source: RefSeq, a predicted model, not a curated record
AUGGCGCCUUCUCUUCUGCAAAUUGCCUUUGUGUUCUUCCUGCCAGAGUCUCCACGAUUCCUGAUGAGCAAGGACCGCCAUGAGGAAGCGAGCCGAAUCCUGAUCAAGUAUCACGGUGAAGGCAAUGCAGACUCAGACUUCGUCAAGGCUGAGAUUGCCGAGGUGAAGACGACUAUUGCUCUUGAGAUGGAGCAGUCCAAGCGGUCCUGGCUCGACAUGCUCCGAACUGCCGGAAUGCGACGCCGUGUACUCAUCGGAUCACUCCUCGGAGUUUUCACUCAAUUGUCGGGCAAUGUAGUCAUCAGCUACUACCUUGGUGAUUGCCUCAAGCUUAUCGGCUAUACCAACUCCGAUUUCCAAGCCAAGUAUAAUCUUGGAAAAGAAUGCUUCAACUUGGUCUGCGCAGUGACCAUCGCCCUUUUCGUCAUGAAGUUCAAGCGGCGAACUAUGUACAUGACGGGCAUCCUUGCGUACCUUGUUGAACUCUUCCCCUUCGCGACCCGAGCACGCGGUAUUGCCAUCUUCCAGUUCUUUGGCAAGGCUGCCCAGUUCUUUGGCACGAACGUCAACCCUAUUGGCUUCGACAGCAUCGGCUGGAAAUGGCUCCUCGUGUACUGCUGCUGGAUCUUUGUGGAAGCCGUCUUGAUAUGGUUCUUGUGGCCGGAAACUUCUGGGCGAACUUUAGAAGAACUUGCCUUCCUUUUCGAGGACGAGGAGCUUGCUCACCGGACCACGGCUGCCGUGGAGAAGCAGAUCCAUGGAGAGGAACUUGGCAAUCCCAAUACUACUGCGGAACACAGGGAGGCCUAA